AUGGAAACCACCAUCGCCCUACAAGUGCUCCUGGCACCACACCAAACCGUCCCUCUCACCUCCUCCCUCCCCAUCGAAAUUUCCAUCCACAACGCCGCCAGCACUCCCGUGACAAUCCUCGACCGAAACACCCCCCUCGAGCCCGGUGCCGGCCACCUGGGCGUCCUCAAACUCCACGACGCGCAAACACACGAAGAAGUGCCUAUCUCCACAAUCUCCGCUAGUCGCGUACGGCCCCCGCUUCUGAAUGAGUAUAUCGAGAUUCCUUCCGACGCGACGGUGAAGAAGACUCUUGAGUUGCGGGUGGAUGAGAAAGAUAUACAAGCUGGACGGGAGUAUAUGGUGCGCGCGGAGGGGUAUUGGUCGGCUGUGUGGUACACGGCUUUGGGUGAUAUUACGGAGGAGCAGAGGGAUCAUUCUUUGAAUGCGACGACGGGGGAGUUUUUGUCGAAUGUUGGACGCGUCAAGGUAGAAUGA
Aspergillus glaucus CBS 516.65 is the source of this 477-nucleotide messenger RNA. RefSeq lists its product as uncharacterized. The transcript has a single exon. NCBI's taxonomy places the organism in Eukaryota, Fungi, Ascomycota, Eurotiomycetes, Eurotiales, Aspergillaceae. The record is from RefSeq and is a predicted model, not a curated record. Bases 1 to 477 code for a protein of 158 amino acids.